AUGGUUAAAUGGACACAACGAAUGAUAGAUCCUACAUUCACGGGAGUAAGACUUUACGACUUGAAUCAGAGUGUUUUGACUCCGCUAUGGAAAAGGGCUGGAAUGCUUUAUGUUAAAGUAUCUCACGGAUCCGACAACAACUAUUUAUUCAACGGUGUAUUUCCCAAAGGUCAACUAACGGAAGAAGACAAUGAGAUAUCAGAGACGAUGGCUAGAAGUCUUGUCAAUUCUGCUUAUACUGGGAAUCCGAUUAGUACAUCUCUAUCACAGAAACAAUUUGACAAAUGGCUGGAAUGGUACAAAAAAGUUGAGAUAGAAAAUACACAGCUCGAGAGUUUUAAAAUUCAGGUCAUUGGAGGACCACAUGGUACAGGACCUGUUCUCUUGACAGACGAAGAUAACUCUGAUAGUAUUAAGCGGAAUCUGAAAAAUGAUAAUAUUGGGACAUGGCAACAAGUCGUGUCUGGCGCAGAUGAUUUUGGAUCGAUGGGCUCGGCGAAGAAAGCUGAAAGGAAGAGGCUGAUUGAGGGAGAAAAACUGUUUCGCCGAUGUAAAUAUAUCAAUAGUUUGGCAGAUACACUCGAUACAUAA
Botrytis fragariae is the source of this 591-nucleotide messenger RNA. RefSeq names its product putative prolyl oligopeptidase (secreted protein) protein. The record is from RefSeq and is a predicted model, not a curated record. NCBI's taxonomy places the organism in Eukaryota, Fungi, Ascomycota, Leotiomycetes, Helotiales, Sclerotiniaceae. The coding region runs from base 1 to 591 and encodes 196 amino acids. The transcript has a single exon.